AUGGGGAAGCCCAAAAAGAGUCUGCAAGCUCAGAGACCGGCCUCGCCACCUCCAGGAGCACAAGCUUUCGAGCAUGGCAGAUUCGCUCAACAAAUACAGUCGCGACUAUCAGAUAUUCAUCGUUCUCCCAGGCCUGUCUCGAGAAAACGGCUCCCAUCAUCGGCGAGCGAUCCAACACUGGGCUCUGGCUUCUCCUCAGAUGACGCUGUCGACGCACGUAGGAAGCGGAAACACUUUGAGGUGGAUCUGAAUCUCCUUUGCAGCCUCGCACCGAUCAAGGGAGAUGCCGUUGCUGGCCACGCCCGAACUCCAACAGAAACUCACGAGCAGCCCCAGCACAAGAGGCAUCAAAGCUACCCAUCAUUGGUGACUCCGCAGUCUCCCAUUUUCUCGUCCUUGGGGCCCCGAUUUCCACCGACGCCCAUGUUGUUUGACGAUUUAUCGACUUCAUUGCGGCUUGAAGAUGCCUUCACAAAAGAGCAGGCCCCACAUGAUGAGUCGGACUUCCUCUUGACGGAUUGGAGCGCGGCCUACAUCUCGAAAGAUCAGCUGGGUCCCACCCUCUCGACUAAUGGGGAGUCAUCGCCUCUCAGUGACCUAGUUGCGGACGGAACCGUCUCCGCUGCAGAAGAGGUUGCGGAGGGAGGGAUGGGUGCAGAACCGCAACGUGUAGGCAAAGAGGCCACCACAAUCAACGAAUGUCAUUGCGAAUGUGUACCACGAGCUUUGCAUAUGGCAUCACAGCUCCAUGACUGCCUCGGAACUUCGCAAGGGGACUCCCUGGGGAUAGUCUUAUCGACCUGCCGCAGCGCGGUCGAACUGUGCAGGCAAAGCCAAGACUGUAAAUGGUCGGAGAAUCAUCAUGGCGCCCUCCUCUCGAUCAAUGUGGCGAUCAUGGAACUCGUCGCAAGCUGCUACGUCACAAUAACGCUGGGCCCAUCACAGCUACACUCCACAGUCACCUUAAAGUUCAGGGAGAUGGAAUUGGAGGGAUUUCUGAGCCCACAUGUGAUAAAGGCCGUGGUUAACAGCGAAAGGAAACAGGCGGCCGCAACGUGUAUCAUGCUUGGCUCCAGAUGUCGUGGUCCCCAACAGCGUCUAUGGCUCGACCAGUUUGCUCAAAUUUUCAACGGCCUCGCAAAGUCCUUCGCCGCAUAUGAUGCGGGUCAAUAA
Fonsecaea multimorphosa CBS 102226 is the source of this 1173-nucleotide messenger RNA. RefSeq lists its product as uncharacterized. NCBI's taxonomy places the organism in Eukaryota, Fungi, Ascomycota, Eurotiomycetes, Chaetothyriales, Herpotrichiellaceae. The record is from RefSeq and is a predicted model, not a curated record. The coding region runs from base 1 to 1173 and encodes 390 amino acids. The transcript has 2 exons.